This is a messenger RNA of Guillardia theta CCMP2712, 423 nucleotides long. RefSeq lists its product as hypothetical. Lineage: Eukaryota; Cryptophyceae; Pyrenomonadales; Geminigeraceae. The record is from RefSeq and is a predicted model, not a curated record. The transcript has 5 exons. Bases 1 to 423 code for a protein of 140 amino acids.
AUGAUCAUGAUCAUGAUCAUGAUGAUGAUGAUGAUGAUGGAGAUGAUGAUGAUGAUGGAGAUGAUGAUGAUGAUGAUGAUGGAGAUGGAGAUGGAGAUGGAGAUGGAGAUGAUGCGGGCGAAAAUUGUGAUAAAUGGAGGUCAAGGAACGUUCUUUGGCGUCUUCAUAGGUAUUAUGAUCGGGUUGACAGAUUGGCAGGCAAUUGAAACGAUUUACGAGAAGCUCUCCAAGUCUGACGUUGACGACGUCAUGAAGACAACUCUUGCCAAGAUCUCAAGAGAAAUUAACGCUUCGAGUUCCCUAGGACGCGUCCUUCCGUACUCGUCCGUCAUCGGGCUGGCUAGCGGACUUUGGAUAGGACUCGUCGCCUCAUGGUCGACAUAUCAGGUGAAGGUCAACGUGUUAGAGAGUCAGUUUGAAUAA